AUGGAAGAUCCUACCCAAACAUUACAGAACUGGCUUAUCUUUGCCUCGAUCAUCGGCGGAGUAGCAUGGUACUACUGGCCUAAGGGAAAGACAGUACCCAAGCCUGCUCAAGCGGCCAAAGAGGUCAAGAAGGACGUCAAGAAAGCCGCGCGUAAGCUCGAGAAGCCCAAGACGCUCGACACAGGCGUCAAGUCUACCGAACAGCCACAGUCCUAUGCAGAUGCGGCUAAAGAAGAUGCCGCUGAACACAGCAAUAAGAAACGGAAGACAGCCGCCCAGCAGGGCUAUGCACAAGCAGCGUCCAACGCUGUCGUGGAGCGAAAGGAUGCUGAAGAGGACAUUGAUAUGAGCACACGUCAGUUUGCCGCGAACAUGCAAAAGGCCAGGCAAGGAAUUCAAGUCAAGUCCACGAAUAACAAGGAGACUCGUGUGAAGACCGUGAAGGCUAAGAGCCCAGUCCAAGCACCGACUAUCUCUUCGGGGUCGUCACAGCAGGACGCAGAUGAAGAAUGGUCCUCAGCUUCAGUCCAGGCACAAGCCGGAGGCGUCGAGGAUAUGCUGGAGCCAGCCGCACCUGGGCCAUCUGCGCUUCGCAUCACCGCAUCUGAGAAACCAACCAAAGAUAAGGUAAACAAGCAGUCCAAGAAGCAAGAGGUUGAGACCAAGAAGCAGCGUCAAAAUCGUAAGAAGACGGAUGACGCCAGAUUGGCACGAGAAGAAGCGGAUCGCGAGCAGAAGGCCAACAUGGAGAAGCAGCGCCGUAUUGCUCGCGAGUCGCGCGGCGAACCAGCGAAGAACGGCGUUCCAAUCAGCAGCGCCCCGGUGACGAACCCCUGGAAGGAACAGAAUGCUGCUCGAGAGGCCCAAAUUUCCGCGGUCGGCAACACUGGCGCCCCAGCUCAGCUGCUGGACACCUUCGAGACGGAAUCCAACAGCAGCUCUCACCAAGAGCCGAGCACAGCUGCCACCUCGGUGACUGAUGCUACUCCGGAGGUGGCCACGGUCGUUGGGUCUGACACGGCUUCGGACACUACGCCACGUUACUCUGAACAAGCCGUGGCAGGCAAGGAUGAAUACGCAAAGGCCAUUACAGAGAGCGAACAAGACAGUGGCUGGAACGAGGUCAAAGUCAGCAAGAAAUCCAAGAAGAGCAAUUCUAAUAGCAACACCAAGGGCGAUGCUACGCCAGUCGCUGCCCCAGUGGCCAACGGAAAGCAGACCAAGGGAACAGCAAACUCGAGAAGAACUAUGUUUUCUGCAUUGGGCGAUAACGAGGCGUGA
This is a messenger RNA of Fulvia fulva, 1281 nucleotides long. RefSeq lists its product as uncharacterized. The transcript has a single exon. Lineage: Eukaryota; Fungi; Ascomycota; Dothideomycetes; Mycosphaerellales; Mycosphaerellaceae. The coding region runs from base 1 to 1281 and encodes 426 amino acids. The record is from RefSeq and is a predicted model, not a curated record.